UUGAAAUAAGAAGCAAAGGUGAUAGCCACCCUUAACAAACGAAUGUUUUACUUGGUGGUUACCGCAGUGAUAACGUUGUAAGUGAAAGUUGUGGACGCAGCUGUGAAGAAUUCUUGUAAGAAGUUUACUUGUGGUCUUGCCUCUGGUGCCAUGAACGGACAGAUUUCAAGCAUGUGUUUUCAAGCAUGUGUCCAAAUCUUGAUAGCUCUUCUGAUGACAACUGUUCCAGUUGUUCAGAGUGGGAAGGUUCUUGUCUUUCCUGUGGAUGGCAGCCACUGGGUCCACAUGACCAUCUUGAUUGAGGCGCUUCAUGCCAAAGGUCACAAUAUUACUGUCAUCCGGAUGGUGGACAGUUGGUACAUUAAAGAAUUUUCACCUCACUACACAUCGAUCACUCUGAAGUCUCCAGGGGGGUUUGAUGAAGAAUUCUUUGAGAAAUUUGCAUCCAGACUUAUGCAAAUUCAGAGGGAUGGUUCCACCUGGGCUCGUCUGAAACUAGAGAUAGAAAUGUGGGAAAGUACAUCUGAGAUGACUAAAACAGAAAGUAACAUGAUAAGCAGUAUGAUGGAAGACCAGCAGCUAAUGCAGUUCCUCAAAGAGGCCAAAUAUAAUUUGAUCCUCACAGAUCCACUCUUUUUUGGAGGUAUUAUUUUGGGGCACUAUCUGAAACUGCCAAUUGUCUACAAUGUCCGCUGGACAAUGUAUAGUGAAGCUCAUUUUGCGAUAGCUCCUUCGCCACUUUCUUAUGUUCCUUUUCCAAUGGUAGAGUUGUCUGACCGCAUGAGUUUCUUUGAAAGACUGAAAAAUGUUGUGAUGUACACUGUAGCUGAAGCAAUGGGUGCUUUUCUGUUUGCACCAUAUUAUAAUGCACUUUGCGAACGGUUCAUUGGCCCAGGAGUAUCAUUCCUCACCUUAGUUCAGAGUGCUGAUCUGUGGCUCCAUAGAGUUGACUUUAUUUUUGAAUUCCCACGUCCCACUAUGCCAAACAUUGUCUACAUGGGAGGUUUCCAGUGCAAACCGUCAAAGCCUCUUUCACAAGAUCUUGAAGACUUUGUGCAGAGCUCUGGUGACCAUGGAGUCAUCCUCAUGUCUCUGGGCACUCUCAUUGGUCAGCUUCCUGAUGAUGUGGCUGAGGCAAUUGCUGAAGCUUUUGCAGAACUUCCACAGAAGGUCAUCUGGAGGUACAAAGGAAAAAGACCAUCUGCACUUGGGAACAACACCUUAAUGAUGGACUGGAUACCUCAGAAUGAUCUUAUGGGUCAUCCUAAGACCAGAGCAUUUGUGGCACAUGGUGGAACAAAUGGAGUUCAAGAAGCCAUCUACCAUGGAGUACCAAUCAUUGGAUUUGGGUUGAUCUUUGAUCAGCCAGACAAUCUUGCAAAGAUGAGAGUAAAGGGAGUAGCAAAAAUUGUAGACUUUGCCACAGUGGAUAAGGACUCUUUCCUUAAAACUGUUAAAGAUGUCCUUUAUGAGCCCUCUUAUCGAGAGAACAUGCAGAGACUCUCAAGGCUUCACAAGGAUGUUCCAGUGAAGCCUUUGGACAAUGCCAUCUUCUGGAUUGAAUUUGUUAUGAGGCACAAAGGUGCAGCUCACCUUCAAACAGAGUCGUACAAAAUGCCCUGGUACACUUAUCACUCUGUCGACGUGAUACUGUUCCUACUUUCUGCUCUAUCACUCAUAGUCCUGACCACAUAUGAAGUUAUUAGGUAUUUGUGCUGCAGAAUGUGUGUGAGAAAACAAAAAACAAGCUAGAAUGAUUUUAUUUUUAUUAAAUAAAUGCAAUAUUUGUAUUUACUUCAGUCCAUUUCAGUCUGUGGUGCAUUGUGGAGCAUUUUCUGUUUACGGUAAGCAUAGGAUUAUACUGUCUUUUCUGUUUCAUGCUCAUGGAGAGAAUAGAUGUAAUUUACAUAUGACAUUAUUCAUACAUGUUUGCCUGUUAACUGAAAUUCAAGUCCGUCACAUUAUGUGUUCAU
Messenger RNA from Xyrauchen texanus (razorback sucker), 1973 nucleotides. RefSeq names its product UDP-glucuronosyltransferase 2C1-like. The transcript has 2 exons. Lineage: Eukaryota; Metazoa; Chordata; Actinopteri; Cypriniformes; Catostomidae. The record is from RefSeq and is a predicted model, not a curated record. The coding region runs from base 151 to 1752 and encodes 533 amino acids. Gene Ontology annotation, molecular function: UDP-glycosyltransferase activity.